AUGAAGGCUCUCCUCACUCUGGGACUCCUCCUGCUUUCUGCCACUGUUCAGGCCAAAGUCUAUGAACGCUGUGAGUUGGCCAAAAUUCUGAAAAGUAAAGGAAUGCAUGGCCAUGCUGGAUUCAGGCUGGCAGACUGGCUGUGUUUAGUUCAUCAUGAGAGCGGAUAUAACACCCAAGCUAUAACCCACCAUAACCGAGUCGCAGACUAUGGGAUAUUUCAGAUAAAGAGCCGAUUGUGGUGUGAUGACGGCAAAAACAAAAACCCACGAAAUGGCUGUGGGAUACCCUGCAGCGCUCUGCUGCAGGAUGACAUCACUCAAGCCAUAGAAUGUGUAAAGACGGUUGUGAGGCAUGGACAAAGCCUUUUAGCAUGGGUGUCAUGGAGAAAUAACUGUAAGGAGAAAGAUCUGUCUCAGUAUGUUCGGGACUGUGGAGUCUAA
This is a messenger RNA of Psammomys obesus (fat sand rat), 441 nucleotides long. Its product is annotated as lysozyme C-1-like. Gene Ontology annotation, molecular function: lysozyme activity. Lineage: Eukaryota; Metazoa; Chordata; Mammalia; Rodentia; Muridae. Gene Ontology annotation, biological process: defense response to Gram-positive bacterium; defense response to Gram-negative bacterium. The record is from RefSeq and is a predicted model, not a curated record. The transcript has 4 exons. The coding region runs from base 1 to 441 and encodes 146 amino acids.